AUGAAGCAAGGAUAUAGACUCACAGAGACCUUCUGGGAGGAGGAAGAGCCAUCAGAGGGCUCGAAGCAGGGUAGAGAAGAUAAGCCUAACGAAGCGCUACAAGCACAAUGGCCUGCAAUAGCGUUGCCAGCGCUGUACAGCUGCAGUUGCUGUGAGAAAAAUGUCAAUUCUCUUCUCACACCACCUGCAACUGUGAGCUCGAGUCAAUCUUGGCUUGUCGUUGUCGCGAUGAAUGAGAUAGUGCAAGCUUGUGGGCAGCGGUACGGCUUUGGCAAAGUUUUAGUGGCUGUGCACUUUAUUCGAAUCAAACAAGCCUGUGGAAGUCAGGUUCUCUUGCUCUGCCCUGUCGAAGCCGAGAUGCCUCCUCCAGAAGAUACAAACCUCACUCCUGCGUUAGGAAAUCCCAGUCGGAUUGGUGCCUCUCCGUCUUCCACAACACCCGCAACGAAUGAAUUAACCUCACCCAACACACCGUGUCUCCCUUCCUCGAAACCAAAAUUGUGCUCAGCGCGUUCAACACUGGAAGUCUGGAAGCCGAUCGAAGCUAGCUAUUGCCAAGAUCACACUCGAUUGUCUCAUCUUGUGGAAGCAUGCGUUGAAAUGAUGCCCGAACUUGUCGACAUGCCUCUGUCAUCUGGAUCUACAAUCUAUACAAGUACUGGUGUGCAGCCUCCACGUGGUGUUUUGCUGCAUGACCCUCCGGGGUGUGGCAAGACUCUUCCAGCGAACGCAAUAGCUGUAAUGAGGAGCCUCGCAACUAAGUUUAUGUAUGCCAAUGAACACGUCGAUAUUGUGCGGGCGCUCAAGGUCCCAUUCACAGGCACAGAUCAGGCGCGCCGAGAUGCGCAGAGCACAUCGCGUGGAUCUGGCGGCUGUCUUUUCAGAUGGAUAGGAAUGAUGGAGAUUUUUGGGGAUCCACCGCGGGUGCUUUUUGUGUGUACUCAGGAUAAGGUCGGUCCAAAUGCGUCUGCUGUGCAGUGGAGGAAGCACAAGCGCUGCAGGCCAAGUUUACUGGCUCUCGCGUAA
Messenger RNA from Suillus subaureus, 1026 nucleotides. RefSeq lists its product as uncharacterized. Lineage: Eukaryota; Fungi; Basidiomycota; Agaricomycetes; Boletales; Suillaceae. The transcript is spliced from 7 exons. The record is from RefSeq and is a predicted model, not a curated record. Bases 1 to 1026 code for a protein of 341 amino acids.